GUUCAUCGAACGGGGUACCCAACUCGUUAGUUAUAAUGCACCUUGUUUCUACCCAUUGCAACAUCUCUUCAGCGGGAAUUUCCCAAUCUAAACAUGGCACUGAUAAGUGAAAAUAAGUACCCGUCGAUGGGCUCAGUAUCAGAUAGAUAAUGAGAACAGUUGUAUUUAAUAUCAUCGCAGGAUCGCUGGUAAACAGGUAUAGCACGAUAAACAGACAGACAUCGCUGUCCGAGGCGUCUCUAGCUAUCACAAAAUGGGAAUCAAAGAUACUUCACUGUUUUGGAAAGUUGGAAUAUGUCUGCAGGCUUUUGGUAGACUGGGUGCGUGCGGCACGGGCAAUGACGGGUAUCUCCCUAGGUUUUAACCUGACGACCAUCGGCCUGUCUCUGGUCGGAGCUUUCUACCCCACCAAGAUGGCUAGCCUAGCAGCCGCGGCCACAGCGGCUGUGUCUG
Molecule: messenger RNA, 453 nt
Organism: Aplysia californica (California sea hare)
Lineage: Eukaryota; Metazoa; Mollusca; Gastropoda; Aplysiida; Aplysiidae
Source: RefSeq, a predicted model, not a curated record